AAACUUACCUAGAGUGUCUGUUGAUGGGACAGUCUACACUGCAGCCGAGAGAGAGAGAGAGAGAGAGAGAGACUUUCACUCUCUCCUAUUAGAUGGACUGAGCAGGAAGAAAGAAAACGGAUAAAAUCAAAAGCCAAAGACUUCGACUUCAAAUCAAAGCAAGUGUGUUCAGUAAAAAGACUUGUUCCAUACUGCCAUGGCAGACAGCAUGAUUGAGGAGUCUGACUACUACCCUGGGAAGGAUGAUCUGGACUGGGGAUAUCAGGAAGUAGGUAAAGAACCCAAAGAAGGUGUAGAGUGGGGUUUGCUGUUCCCUGAUGCGAAUGGAGAGUACCAGUCCCCGAUCAACCUGAACUCCCGGGAGGCCCGUUAUGACCCCUCUCUCCUGGACGUGGGGCUCACGCCCAAUUAUGUGGUGUGUCGGGACUGUGAGGUCAUCAACGAUGGACACACCGCACGCAUCAUUCUGAGGUCCAAAUCAGUGGUAACUGGUGGCCCAUUGCCAAGUGACCACGAGUAUGAGCUGCAUGAGGUGCGCUUCCACUGGGGCAAGGAGAACCAGCGGGGGUCAGAACACACCGUCAACUUUAAGGCCUUCCCCAUGGAGCUCCAUCUGAUCCACUGGAACACAACGCUGUUCAACAGUGUGGAAGAAGCCCUGGCGAAGAAGAACGGAGUUCUCAUCAUCGCUCUGUUUGUGCAGAUAGGGAAGGAGCAUCUGGGGUUGAAGGCCAUAACAGAAGUGCUGCAGGACCUACAAUACAAGGGGAAGACCAAAAUAAUACCGUGCUUCAAUCCCAACACACUACUUCCUGACCCUCUCCUGAGAGACUACUGGGUGUAUGAGGGCUCCCUGACCACACCUCCAUGUAGUGAGAAUGUCACCUGGAUCCUGUACCGUUACCCACUCACUAUCUCACAGUUACAGAUAGAGGAGUUCAGGAGGCUGAGGUCCCAUCUAAAAGGUGCUGAGCUUCCUGAGGGAAACGAUGGGAUGUUGGGAGACAAUUUCCGCCCCACUCAGCCCCUUAGUGACAGGACGGUCCGGGCUGCCUUCCAGUGACACCCCCCCCAGUCCAUUCUCCAUGGCGAAUCCCUAGCUACAUGUUCCACAGUGAAACAAGAGGAGGAGAUAAAGGAGGGGAGAGGGAGAAACAACCUUGCUGACUCGGCCGGAUGGUUGGAAUUUAUGUUACAUUGGAUCACUUGGACUGGGAGGGAGCUAACAAAGGCACCAUUUUACUCUGUGUUGAUGAAGGCAGUGCUGACAGAUCAACCGGCUGACUUCACCUGUGACCUGGAACCAAUGGCAUAUAUCAGUUUUCAAACAAUGUAAAAAAAUAUAUAUAUAUUGAGUUAAUAAAGUCGCAUACAAA
Salmo salar (Atlantic salmon) is the source of this 1376-nucleotide messenger RNA. RefSeq names its product carbonic anhydrase-related protein. The record is from RefSeq and is a predicted model, not a curated record. Lineage: Eukaryota; Metazoa; Chordata; Actinopteri; Salmoniformes; Salmonidae. Gene Ontology annotation, molecular function: zinc ion binding; carbonate dehydratase activity.